UCAUACAAACACCAACUUUAAUAGCUAAUCUGUGCAGCAGAAAGAGGAAGGACCGUAUUUAAUCAUAUUUAUUUCGCUUAUUUAUCAUAUUUCUGUCAGGACAAUGUGUAGCAAUAAGGAAGUGGAAUACAUGGACACUUCAGACUUCCCAUGGUGUUGGUAUUAUCUGGCAGACUGUGGAAGGUGGCACAGGUUUGAGGACGACCCUGAUAACCCCCUGAGGAGUGAGGAGAUUGAAAAAUAUUACAAAAGAAACUCUAAAGCAGCGUUGAAUACAUCAUCCGGUAACUGUGAGAGCAAGAUGGACUUCUCAGCAAUGUUACAGACUGACCUCAUCACAGGAAGGCAAAGACGAAUCCAACGGGCCUUCAACCUUGAGAGAGGAUGCGCCUGCUUCAGUGCUUCUCCUGUCUUCUGGGAAAAGGUGGACCCAACAUGUCCAUAUCAGUUAAUGCCUCUGAGUGAACUCAGCCCUGAGUAUCUCACGGUGGCAGACUAUGUGAAGACAGAGGGGUUGUUGGAUGCAGACAUCGUGUCAAUCAGCAGGAUCCAGAAUCUGGACCUGUGGGAGAUAUUCUGUCGGAAAAAGAAGCAGAUAAUGCGAAUCCAGGAUGUCAAAGAGAUCCAGGAGAAGAGACUCUUUCAUGGUACAGAAAUUACAAAUGUUGACAGCAUUUGCAAGUAUAACUUUGAUUUACGAUUGACCGGAAAACAUGCCAGCGUAUAUGGCAAAGGGAUAUAUUUUGCAAAACAUGCCAAAUAUGCAGACAGAUACAGCAUGGGCAGCAGGGAUCCAUUGCCUCUGUAUGGCGGGGAAACACGAGGUGUUCAAGGUGAAUACACUAAAGUGAUAUUUUUGGCUCGUGUGAUAAUCGGAAAAUCAACGGUUGGACUGGCUAUUUAUCGGAAACCUGAUGAUGGAAGUUCUGAAAACACUCACUACAGCUGUGUGGAUGAUGUCAAUCAUCCCAAGAUCUUUGUAAUAUUUGAUCCAAAUCAGAUAUAUCCAGAGUAUUUGAUUCAGUAUACCGGUAGAUGAAGUGAACAGAGGGUCUUGAGCAUGUGCAAUAUCAGCAUGUCUAACUCUGUCUUGGUAGAAAACCUCUCAUAUUCUUUGAAGACUUUUUAUUUUUUUACGACAUCUUUUAAACUACAUUUUUAAAGGAGCUGAACUCCGUGAUAUAUAUUAUAUUUUUACAUAGGUUACCAAUUUUGAAAUGAAGUAGCGCUUCAAAUGUAAAUAGCGUAGUUAUUUAAGGUACUAUUUAAAAAAUGCAGUUUUACAAGGUGACUUUUGUCACGUUUUACAAUAAUCUAACAUUACGCUGAUUUAUCUGUGAUAUUCAAAUAGAUCAUAUUCUAAAUAAAUGUUUUCGUCGGAGCCAAACUAAAAUCUCUGUGUUGAUUCAUUUUCCAACAUUUUAUUAUGUGUAAUAUAACCGGGGAAUAAAGGCCUUUAAGGACUGAGGCAUGGAUGCAGGGGUAAUGCUACAAUAAACACUAACAGUAUCACACUGUAAUAAUGUGCAGUAGGUAGUGUAGAGUACUUGUUAGCAGCACAGCCAGUACUUCCAAACUACAACCAUCCCUCUGACUGGGAACCAAAAUAGAAACUGAACUCCAGCCAGAACGCUUGAGGCACUCUCUGCAGGUGAACAUUUUCCACACGCCCCAACCACUGACGUCUGACAGGUGUUGUCUUUUCACAAUUUAAGCAAAUAACUCACUGUACUGACAUCACUGGCUGGGCGGGUCUCCAACUGCUGCUGCCUAGCAACAAUUUGAAUAAAUAAUACAACUAUGAGAAAUGUCCAGUAUCUUUGGCAUUUCUCCCAACAAGAACACAUUAACCCUAUUAUUGGGGAAAACACCAGCGGAAAUACAAAAUAAAGAUUCCUACCUAUUUCUUGUGAUAAGAAUAGCAAUCAUUAAACAAAUUACAAGGAAUUGGCUAAAAGAUAAUAACUUAAUAAACUCACAAUUAAAUAACCUAAAUGAAAUCUAUGGAAUGCAGAAAACAACUAUGAGAAUUAGAAACCAAAUGUAUAUCUUUGAGGAAAGAUGGGAACAAUGGGUAAAGUAUAGAACACUAUAACGAAGAUUUAAAAGGAACAUGAGGUAAUAAUUGACAAUGAAUGUAUAUUGAGUAUUAAUACUGUAUCCAUUCUUUUAUUUGUAUUAUUAGUACUAUUAUUAUUUCAUUUCGGAUUUGUCAACUGUUAUGUAGUUAAUGUAUGUACCUAGAUGUGUUUAUUUUGUUAUGUAUGUUUUGUGAAUAAUUUAUUUAAAUGCGAAUAUUAUUAAUAAAUAAUAUAUUACUAUACUGUAAACAGAAAAUUAAAUAUGUGCUUUUUAUUAUUAAUUUAGAAGCAUGAAGGUUUGUUUUCUUCCACCAAAUGUUACUGAGAGGGCUUUAUUUAUUUACUAUAGUUCAUUGUCAAUAAAAAAAAAGACACAUAUUUGGUCAAUUGUACUGUCAGCAGAGGGCGCCAUAUACAUUUAAGAUGCAUGUUGAAGACUUGGCAGAGGUCAGCAGUGGCUUGGUUACAUGUUUCUGCUCUACACUCCUUCAGGGGGGGGUCUGCUCCUCAUCUGGAUAUAUUCCCCCAGCAUCGUCUUUAUUAGUUACCCAAGGAUCCCAGCAAGUUGUUAUACGUAACUGUACACUUACUAAAGUACUACAUCAGUACUGCCAUACUUCUCUCCCUAUUGUGUUAUUUUUACUGGUUCACUUUAACCAGUUGGCCCAGGUGGAGCACAUGUCGCCAUCGUGUGUGAUUUACUUGAAUCUUUUUAAGGACAAUUCAUGUGUGUCGUGGCUUCCUUCCUUGUCUUUCUAUCAAGCCACUAGACGCCUUAAACAGACAGUUCUAACUCGUUUUCUUUCCUUUGUUUUACUUACAGUUUGAAGAGUUGCUUGGCCUCCGAUGGUUAGAUGAUGUUGCAAUGUGUUUGCUCAAAAUAAAAUAACACACUUUUGCACAUGCAACAAAGAAAAGAGGCCUUUACAAUAUCCAAAAGAAAUAAGCAAAACUCAAAUAAAAUAAUAAACUUAGGUAUUCUUUCUUUCUUAAUAAUGCUUAUAUAACUUCAUAACUUAAAGGGUACGAUUGUACGAUAUGUAUGUGUACGUGUACGGUUAAAAACUGUUCCUCGACCACGUCUCUCAAACAGGUUGCCCAUCACUGUGGCUUUUAGCGCAGGCGCUGUGGGAAUUGUAGUCCUUUAUAGUGUGUUGACUACAGACGUCACAAUUAGGUGGUCUUUCUUAUCAAUCAAAAUACUGGCUCUAACAAUGUGUGGUGAUUUGGGAAGUACUACUGUGUUCAUGCAGGAAAAUCAGAGGUUGGAGGAGUAGGCAGAUCUUGUAAUUGAGUGGAAAUAGAAGAGUGUAGGAAUACUCUGUUACAAGUAAAAGUCCUGCAUUCAAAAUGUUACUCAAGUAAAAGUACAAAAGUAUUAGCAUCAAAAUAUAGUUAAAGUACCAAAAGUAAAAGUAGACAUUGUGCAGAUUGGCCCAUUUCAGAAUAUGAUGUGUUUUAUAAUUAUUGAUGCAUUAAAGUGUUAUCAAAGCUGGUAUUAAAUACAUGUAGUGGAGUAAAAGUACACUAUUUACCUCUGAAUGGUAAUGGAGUAGCAACAUAGUACAUAGUAGCAAAAAAUGUACCUCAAAACUUAACUAAAGUACAGUACUUGAGCAAAUGUACUUAGCUACUUUACACCACAGUAAGCUGCAUUUAGACGGGUAACUUGAUGUAUUGUUUUCAAUUGUGGUUAAUGAAAGGUAUAUUUGUCACCACUUCCAGCAAUGUGUUUAAUGUUAUUAUUUUCAGAAAUGUUACAUCAAUUUUUUGAGGAAUUCCCUGAAUUCAUUUCAUGUUUCUCAGUUUAUUUCCCCCUGCACUUUGUUUAUUCUGUGAGGUUCUUAUACUCCUGUGUACUUAAUUGGAUAAACUAUGUGAAUUACAUUAGGGUCCAGUGAAAUCCAUUUAAACCCAUAAGAUGAUGUAAUUAUGACAUUAUAUAAUACACAAUCCCAAGUGACAUACAUUCGCACACUAAUUAUUUUUAAUAUUUCAUCAUGUUUGGUGAAUAAAAUAUUCACAAUGCAAUUGAAUGUGUCAAAACCAGAAUAAAAGAUCAUCUCACAUGCUA
Molecule: messenger RNA, 4155 nt
Organism: Gymnodraco acuticeps
Lineage: Eukaryota; Metazoa; Chordata; Actinopteri; Perciformes; Bathydraconidae
Product: protein mono-ADP-ribosyltransferase PARP11-like
Exons: 7
Coding region: 104-1039 (311 amino acids)
Molecular function (GO): NAD+ poly-ADP-ribosyltransferase activity
Source: RefSeq, a predicted model, not a curated record